GAGACUGUCUGUGCAUAGUUCUCUCUGAAUAUAACAAAACACGAUUGCAUGAAGCUGUUUUAGCAGCUGCAGAAGGCAAGGAAAACGUACGUCUUGCAUUCUUGAUCUUAAACAUUUCAGUAAAUCAAUUACUUCAGACCACCAUGGCUUCCAACAAGUUGCUAACAGGAAAUCACUGGGUGGUAGCUGUAAUAGAUGUCUGUACUGAAACUACCUACUACUGUGAUCCCUUAGGUUUUCCUAUUCCCAUCAAUCUGUCAGUUGAAACACAGCCGGUUUCUUUAGAACUGAAAAGGGUUCUUAGCAAGCAAAUGAAAAUGUUCUAUCACACGAUUGCAAUGCAUAAGCCGAUGUUUGGCCCCAAUGGUGAACACAUCUGUUCUCAAAAUUGUUUGAACUUUCCUGUUCAAAAGUGUUCAUCGGCAUGUGGAAUAAUAGCAUUUACAUUUGUUACAAUUUCUGCAUUUACCCCAACAAAUGUCUGGGAAUGUAUAUGCUCACCCCACAUGGCUCUGAAUGAUGUAAAGUCAAAAUUGACUCUAUUUUGGCAAGCAAGUAAAUAUUCACCUUACCUACGCAAGGUGCUAGCGUGUUGGAUAUCCACUCAGACUAUUGACGUGACAAACAUCAUUGAUAAGUCUGCACUUGUACCCACGGCAUCGUCUUUUCAAGCAAGCAGACUUAGACUUAGACUUAGACUUAGACUUAGCCUGAAGCAGAAAGACUGCAAAACUGAAGAAGACAGUUUUUGUCACAAAAAUGCACCAUGUGACGAAGGUACAGAGAAUAGCAAUGAAAGGAGUCCGUCUACUACUCACUUGGACAUCUCUUCUGUAACAGCUCCACAGCUCACAACUGGACAAGAAUUUUCCUCCUUUGAAGAGCUAAAGCACUGCAUUUCUAGUUAUGAAAGAGCAACAUUUGUACAACUCGACAUUAGGAGAUCCAGGUCACUAGAAUCUGCCAAGAAGCGAGCAACUAAAAAGAACUUCAAUUCUGACUUAAGGUUUUCAGAAUUACAGUAUAACUGUAUUCAUGGUGGAAAGCACUUCCAGUCACGGGGUACAGGAAAACGCCCUAAUCACUCGUAAGUCUCAUUUGUUUGUCGUAAUAGCUAUUCAACACCUUCAUAUGUACAACUUCACUACAUUGCAGAACCUUUCAAAUGGAAUGCGCAUGUUUUGUGAGAAUUGUAGCAUCAACGGAUGGACAAAAAUUGACCAUCAAAAGUAUAAACCUCCAGCAUAAUCA
Corticium candelabrum is the source of this 1251-nucleotide messenger RNA. RefSeq lists its product as uncharacterized. The transcript has a single exon. The record is from RefSeq and is a predicted model, not a curated record. Lineage: Eukaryota; Metazoa; Porifera; Homoscleromorpha; Homosclerophorida; Plakinidae. Bases 144 to 1091 code for a protein of 315 amino acids.